AUGCCACCAAAGAAACAGGUUGAGGAAAAGAAAGUGUUGCUCGGCAGACCAGGUAACAAUUUGAAAGCCGGUAUUGUUGGUCUAGCUAACGUGGGUAAAUCUACAUUUUUUCAAGCGAUUACGAGAUGUCCAUUGGGUAAUCCAGCUAACUACCCGUUUGCCACUAUUGAUCCUGAAGAGGCGCGUGUGAUUGUUCCAUCGCCAAGAUUUGAUGAGUUGUGUAAAGUUUACAAGCCAGCAUCUGAGGUGCCAGCGCAUUUGACGGUGUACGACAUUGCCGGUUUGACAAAGGGUGCAUCUGCAGGUGAAGGUCUUGGUAACGCUUUCUUGUCCCAUAUCAGGUCGGUGGACUCGAUUUAUCAGGUUGUCCGUUGUUUCGACGAUGCGGAGAUUAUCCACAUUGAAGGUGAUGUUGAUCCAGCUCGUGAUUUAGAGAUCAUAAACGAAGAGUUGAGAUUGAAAGAUAUUGAAUUUUCUGAGAAGGCGUUAGAAAAUGCUUUCAAAAUUGCCAGGAGAGGUGGUCAAUCACUUGAAGUCAAGCAAAAGAAGGAAGAGGCGGCUUUGAUUGAGAGAAUUAUUGAAUUAUUGAAGUCUGGACAAAGAGUUGCAAAUCAACAUUGGACUCCAAAAGAAGUCGAAGUCAUCAAUUCAAUGUUCCUUUUGACAGCAAAACCAUGCAUUUACUUGAUUAAUUUGUCCGAAAAAGAUUACAUUAGAAAGAAGAACAAGCAUCUGUUGAGAAUUAAAGAAUGGGUGGAUAAAUACUCCCCAGGUGACUUGAUCAUUCCAUUCAGUGUUUGCCUGGAAGAAAAGCUUUCUCACAUGUCAGACGAAGAGCAGCAACAAGAACUUGAAGACCUGAAGACCCAAUCAGCGCUACCAAGAAUUGUUACAACAAUGAGACAAAAGUUGGAUUUGAUCUCUUUUUUCACUUGUGGUCCGGACGAAGUUCGUGAAUGGACAAUCAGAAAAGGCACAAAGGCUCCACAGGCUGCUGGUGUUAUCCAUAAUGAUUUAAUGAACACUUUCAUUUUGGCACAAGUCAUGAAAUAUCAGGAUGUCAUUGAAUACAAAGAUGAUGGAGCUAUCAAAGCUGCUGGUAAAUUACAGCAAAAGGGUAAAGAAUAUGUUGUAGAAGAUGGUGAUAUCAUUUAUUUCAGAUCAGGUGCUGGUAAAAACUAG
This is a messenger RNA of Zygotorulaspora mrakii, 1182 nucleotides long. It is a transcript of the gene OLA1, whose product is annotated as Obg-like ATPase. Lineage: Eukaryota; Fungi; Ascomycota; Saccharomycetes; Saccharomycetales; Saccharomycetaceae. The record is from RefSeq and is a predicted model, not a curated record. The transcript has a single exon. Bases 1 to 1182 code for a protein of 393 amino acids. Gene Ontology annotation, molecular function: GTP binding; ATP hydrolysis activity; ATP binding. Gene Ontology annotation, cellular component: cytoplasm.